AUGGUAAAUUUAAUGUCAAAAACUCUCCCAGUGGCAUUCGCGGCUUUGGCAGCGGCACGAGUAUGCCAUGACCUCACCAUCGAGGUCGAAAUCUCAGCGCGGAACGGCGUCUUCAACAUCUCAACGCCCACAACAAACAUAGAUGCAACCAACUUCCUACUAGGCCUCUCAAAACAGGGGAGCAAUUUUACCGCUCAACAUUUGCAGGAUUACGCCACAGUCGGAGGCACAUAUCAACUCGCUUCAACCUACUGCGAGCCCGACUCCGGUCCUGGCCGCGUGCUUCAAAUUCUAACCCAUGGCAUCGGCUUCGACCGCACGUAUUGGGAUUUUCCCGCCAACAACUACAACUACAGCUAUGUCGGCCCUGCGGUCGACUACUACGGUUACUCGACGCUGACCUGGGACCGCCUCGGCAUCGCGCAGUCCUCGCACGGGGAACCAGUCAAUGAAAUCCAGGCCUGGUUAGAAGUAGCCGCAUUGAAAGCGCUUACGGACCAAGUUCGCGCCAAGGCCGUUCCAGGACUGAAGGGCCACCAGUUCGAGAAAGUGGUGCACGUCGGGCACUCUUUCGGGUCAGCACACACGUAUGCGCUGACGGCAAAAUACCCUGACGUCUCGGACGGCAUCAUCUUGACCGGCUUCUCACAGAACGGCUCCUUCUUCGCCGACUUUUUGCUCGGAGGCGCGUUUAUCCAGGCCAACCAGGUUCCCGCUUUGAGUAAUUAUCCCAAGGGGUACUUUGCGCCCGCGUAUGAAGGCGGGGCACACGUCAACUUCUUUGCGCCGGACGACUUUGACCCUGCGAUCUUGACGGCGGCUUACCAGACGGGCAAGCCGGUCACGGUCGGGGAGCUGUUUACUAUUGGUGGAGAGGCAGGGACGCCGAAUACAUUCAAAAAGCCCGUCCUUAUUAUCACCGGAGAACGAGACGUUCCCUUUUGCGGUGGAGACUGCCUUGCAACAGGCCAACCUAGACUGCCUUCGAUUCCCGCGGCGUCUGCUCGGUUCUUCAAGAACACCAGAAAAUUCGAGACAUACAUUGUCCCAGGUGCUGGCCACGGUCUGACUCUCAGCUACUCCCACGCGGAAGUGACUGGGAAGAUGUCGGACUUUCUCUACCAGAACGGCUUGGGUUGCAACUAA
This is a messenger RNA of Colletotrichum truncatum, 1146 nucleotides long. Lineage: Eukaryota; Fungi; Ascomycota; Sordariomycetes; Glomerellales; Glomerellaceae. The record is from RefSeq and is a predicted model, not a curated record.